Messenger RNA from Entamoeba invadens IP1, 888 nucleotides. RefSeq lists its product as hypothetical. The record is from RefSeq and is a predicted model, not a curated record. The transcript has a single exon. NCBI's taxonomy places the organism in Eukaryota, Evosea, Mastigamoebida, Endamoebidae. The coding region runs from base 1 to 888 and encodes 295 amino acids.
AUGCAAGUGAGUGGCUACACAUUUCCAACCAAUCUCCCCCAUGACGAACUUCCCGAGUUAUUUGACACAUAUCAAAGAACCAUUUUAAAACUUAUUCGGACCGAGUUACUCUCUCCAAUUGAAUAUCCAAUGAUCGACGCGCCCAGUGACAAAGAAGAGAAAUGUAAUUUAUGUUUCAUGACGACAACGAAUUCUCCGCUCAAUGAAUUUGACACGUGUUGUGUUGGUAAAAUGUACUUUUGCACGUUAUGUUUAUUAAAUCACCCGGAUUUCGACAGAGAGAAAUUAACGUUGAAAUGUCCGCACUGUAAAAAGCCAAUCAAACUGAAUUAUAAAAAAACUUUAGAAAAAUUUAAGAAGUCUCGUGUGUUCUUCUCAAAGCCAUUAGCCUCUCAGUGGUACGAGAAAGAAGAUUUAACACGCAAAAAGCCAAUUUCAAAAUUGUAUGUCACCGAACCUCGCAUGUACGUGACAGAUGACGACGAUGUGUUUUUUCAACAUGAACCAGUCGACAACCCUCUACAAAGUGGAACACACAAUAUCAUUCAAACGGGUAUCGUUUCAGCCAUUUACACUCCUUCAAAAACAAAGAAAGAGAAAUUGGACUCUCCACCACUCGACGCAGAGACUUUAAAACACAUCGAAAAGCAGUUCGAAGAGAGAGAAAAGGGUCAAACGAACACAAAAACAACUUCGUUGGCAUCUGAGUUUUAUAAAAAGAUCAAACCCGAAGUCCUCCAAAUAUUUGAAGCAUACGACGUCGAGAUCCCCGACUUCUUACCUCCAGACGUUAUCAACGACAUCGACAUAGAACUUAUCGACACUAAAGAAACAGCACUCGCUAUGAUAGAAAGUGCCGCCAAUUUUCUUUAUGACAACAUUUAUUAA